This is a messenger RNA of Nipponia nippon (crested ibis), 1422 nucleotides long. The record is from RefSeq and is a predicted model, not a curated record. NCBI's taxonomy places the organism in Eukaryota, Metazoa, Chordata, Aves, Pelecaniformes, Threskiornithidae.
AUGAGAGUGGCGGUGGUGGGCGCAGGCGUCAGCGGGCUGAUGGCCACCAAGUGCUGCCUGGACAAGGGGCUGGAGCCCACCUGCUUCGAGCAGAGCCAGGACAUCAGGGGGCUCUGGCACUACAUGGAGCAUGUUGAGGCUGGCCGGUCAGGCCUCUACCUGUUGGUCAUCAGCAACACCUCAAAGGAGAUGUCAGCGUUCUCCGACUUUNNNNACCCUGAGGACUUGCCGCUGUUCCUGCCCAACGCCCAGCUCCUGGACUACCUCUGGCGCUACGCUGAGCACUUUGGCCUCCAGGAGCACAUCAAGUUUGGGACCACUGUUGUCAGGGUCCAGAAACACCCCAACUUUGCCACCAUGGGCCAGUGGGAUGUGGUUAUGGAGGCGGAUGGGAAGCAGACAUCGCGCGUCUUUAAUGCCAUUAUGGUUUGCAGCGGCAAUUUCUCUGAGCUGUCCCUCCCCCUGCACUGUUUUCCCGGUAUUGAGAGGUUUCAAGGCCAGUACUUUCACAGCCGGCAGUACAAGCAUCCCAACAUGUUUCAGAGGAAGCACGUCCUCGUGGUCGGCAUGGGCAAUUUGGGAGUGGACAUCGCAGUGGAGGUCAGCUGCGUAGCUGUGAAAGUGAUUGUUUGUACCAGUCGAAGCGCAUAGGUGCUCAGCCGCAUGUUUGACCACAGCUACCCAUGGGACAUGGUUUUCAACACUCGCCUUAUGAGCUUGAUCAGAAACAGGCUCCCUGGAUCUCUUUCAUGGGGGUUGAUUAACUACAGCGUGAACCAGUGGUUCAAGUAUGAAAACUAUGGCCUUCAACCAGAGAAAAGCUGCCUGGUGCACGAGCCCGUGCUGAACGAUGACCUUCCAAGCUACAUCCUGACGGGGAGGAUCACCAUAAAGGCAAGCGUGAAGGAGUUCAUGGACCACUCAGUUGUCUUCCACAAUUGCCCUGAGAAGGAGCCCAUCGAUAGUGUCAUCUUCUGCACAGGCUACAAUGUCUCCUUCCCAUUCCUAGAAGAAGCAGAUGUCAAGCUGGGAAACAAGCACGCGUCCCUCUAUAAAUACGUGUUCCCAAUCCACCUGCAGAGGCCCACCCUAGCUGUCCUUGUGCUGAUUAAGCCAUUAGGAGCCAUCAUGCUCGUGACAGAGAUGCAAGCACGCUGGGUGACCCAUGUCUUCAAAGGCUUGUGUCAGUUGCCUCCUCAGUCUGUCAUGGAGAAGAAAGUAAAUGAGAAGAAGAAAAACCAAGUUCGAAGUUCAUUAAGGUUUGGUCUGUCCUUUGAUGAAGUCCUCAAAACCGAUUGCCUGGUCUACACGGACACACUCACCUCCUUCAUCGGCGCCAAGCUCAACGUGCUGGGGCUGCUCUGCAGAGACCCUCGGCUGGCCCUCACCAUAUUCUUCAGCCCCUGCCCCCCCUACCGGUAG